Meloidogyne enterolobii is the source of this 236-nucleotide messenger RNA. The record is from the annotation of a GenBank genome assembly. Lineage: Eukaryota; Metazoa; Nematoda; Chromadorea; Rhabditida; Meloidogynidae.
UAUCUGUACAUGCCGGAAACAUAAUGUGUACAAGAUUAAGUGAAUCAUUAUGGAUACAAUUUCAACAAUGGAGAGCUUCAACAAAAAUAUUACCUAGUAGCAGAAAAGAAUCUUCUCCUAGUUUAGGAAUUUUAAUGUCAGGUGAAGGUGGAGGGGGAGGAGGAGGUGGUGGUCCAUCUUCUGAAAGACCAAAAAGAAGAUCAUCAUCGGAAAGAAGAGAAGGAAGAGGUAUUUAA